Molecule: messenger RNA, 4737 nt
Organism: Heteronotia binoei (common prickly gecko)
Lineage: Eukaryota; Metazoa; Chordata; Lepidosauria; Squamata; Gekkonidae
Gene: SH3BP1
Product: SH3 domain binding protein 1
Exons: 18
Coding region: 633-2702 (689 amino acids)
Biological process (GO): regulation of Rac protein signal transduction; signal transduction; regulation of actin cytoskeleton organization
Cellular component (GO): intracellular anatomical structure; cytosol; cytoplasm
Molecular function (GO): protein binding; GTPase activator activity
Source: RefSeq, a predicted model, not a curated record
CAACCGUCUUCCUCCUCGCUUAAACCUCAAGCUCCACUGAAGUGUCAACCCCAUGCUGUCAAACGUAGCUGAGAGAGAGAGAAAAGUAGGAAGUGCUACAGCCUGAGCCGUUGCAGCAGAAGCUUGUUCUGCCUUGUUGCAUGUUUGCUGUAAUAAUGUUUCCCCUUUAAGGCUUGACUGAAGUUAUUUAUACUUUUUUGGGGUGGUGACAGGAACCGAGAGAAGCGGCAGCAAGCAGAUCUUACCUGAAGAACGACCAAGAGAGGUACUGAAGGAGGCAAGGAAAGAGGGAGCAGGAGGCUGGGAAUUUGGCAAGAAAGGUGAGGUGGGGGAGAAGCAAUGAAAAGAGAGUGAAGGAGAUCAGAGGAAAGAGAAAGAGAGGGAAUCAGUGAGAAGCAGAGAGAAGGAAGUAAAAACAGCAGGAGUGAAGCCACAAAAAGAGAGGGAGGAAUAGGGGGGGAAAGCAGGGAGGGCAGGCUAGAGGAUGACAAGGAAGUGACAGGAACAAGCCUGCUGAGGAGGAGAAGAGAGAACAACUGAUGGCAACAAGUGCAGCUGGUUUGUGCUGAGAGGAAAAAUCCAACAGGUUUGGUCAAUUCUUGUGGGGGACACUGUCCGCUCUUUCUUCCAAGAUGAUGAAGAGACAGUUCAACCGGAUGCGGCAGCAGCUCAGCCAUCCCAACAUCGGUGGACGAGCCCUGGAAACGGCUGAAUACUUGACUGAAGACUUGCUACAGAUUGAACAAAGAGUGGAACCUGCAAAGCGUGCAGCACAUAAUGUACACAAGAGGCUUGUGGCUUGCCUCCAGGGCCCGUAUGGGGCUGAUGUGGAAAAACGUGUGAAAAAGUUGUCUUUGAUGUCACUGUCUGUUACCAUGGCCGAGAGCUUCAAAGAAUUAGACACUGAUUCCAGCCUUGGGAAAGCUUUAGAAAUGAGCUGCUUCAUUGAAGGCAUGCUGGCCAAGAUCUUAGCAGAAUUUGAAAUGACUCUUGAGCGAGAAGUCCUUCAGCCUCUGAAUAAAUUGAGUGAGGAGGAGCUGCCCAUCAUCCUGAAACACAAAAAGAACCUUCAGAAACAUAUUCUGGACUGGAACGCCAUCAAGAGCCGUUUGAACCAAGCAGCCAAAAACUCCAGUAACAGCAUCAGUGCCGGCACUGGCCCAGCAGCAUCCUCCGCUGCGAUCAAACUUGAGAAUCUGAAGGAGGAAGAAGAGGAGAUGAAAAGGAGAGUUGAACAGAGUAAGGAUGAGUACAUGGCAGAUUUAUACCACUUUUCCACCAAGGAGGACAGCUACGCUAAAUACUUUAUCAAAUUGCUGGAAAUUCAAGCGGAGUAUCAUAGGAAGUCCUUGGGAUCUCUGGACACUACCUUGGCAGAACUGAAAGAGACUCAUAGUCAGCCAGACUCCCCCUUCUUGACAGAUACAGCUGUGCUAGGAGUAUAUGGGAUGCCUCUAGAAACUCAUCUGAAGAACUCUGGGCGGGAGAUUGCACUCCCCAUUGAAGCUUGUGUCACAAUGUUGUUGACUUCAGGGAUGCAGGAAGAGGGGCUCUUCCGGUUGGCAGCUGGGGCUUCUGUGCUGAAGAAGCUGAAAUACUAUCUUGCCAUUGGCUCAAGUGCUCUGGACGAAUUCUAUGCAGACCCCCAUGCAGUGGCAGGUGCCCUGAAAUGUUACCUGCGAGAGCUGCCCCAGCCCUUGAUGACCUUUGAACUCUAUGAUGAUUGGCUCAAAGCUGCCAUGGUCAAAGAGCCAGAAAGUCGACUGGAGUUGCUCAAGGACAUCUGCAACUGUCUCCCCAAAGACAACUACAACAAUUUGAGGUAUCUGAUCCGGUUUUUAGCCAAGUUGGCUGAGCAUCAGGAAGUGAAUAAAAUGACCCCAAGCAACAUUGCCAUUGUCCUAGGGCCCAACUUGUUAUGGCCCCAACAGAGUGAAGGGAGCCCUGUGCAGCUAGAUAUGGCCUCCGUAUCCUCCAUACAAGUUGUGGGAGUUGUGGAACCCCUAAUACAAAAUGCUGAGACACUCUUCCCAGGAGAUAUUGACUUCAAUAUCUCUGACUUCACUCCUCCUCUAUUGGAAAUCAAAGACAGUGACGUUCCUUCAGUGGAAGAGCCUACACCCCACCUUGUUCCUGCUGAGCCAAUUUUCUCCUUGCCUGAAGAAAAGAAAAACUCUGAGGUGAUCACAGGAACAGUUCUACCAAAGGUGACCCAGGCCUCUACUGAAGCAGCAUUCUCCUUGCCAGCUCCUGCUGACAAUGCCUCAGCCUCACGCAAAUCAAAGCGAGUUGCCCCACCCCGACCCACUGUGCCUCCACCCCUAGCCCAGCCUCGAACCCCACCUCCUGUGCAGCAUCAGAGCCAACCUCCUGCCUCAGAGCCUCCUCCCAUUCCUAAAGCCCUCCCUCGAAAAGCAGCCGGAGGCUUAACGCGAGCUCCAUCCAUACCACCACCACUUCCGCCACAGCCAGCCCGGCGUCUGAGUCGCAAUGCUCCAUCAUGCCCAAAGCUUCCUUCAGAACCUGUGAGUAAUGAAGCAGCAGCAACAGCCGCUGAAGAACCUCCUGCUGAUGACUGCAUUGUAGAAACAUCUGAAGAUUCCACAUCUCUGGCAACAGGACAUAAUGAGCCAACAUCUGUGGGAGAAAAUGGCUCUCCAUCAGCAUCUGAUUCAAAGGUCCAGGCAUUGGAGAAUGACUGAGGCAGAGAAGCAGUUACACAGGCAUUAUUUCUGCUGGCCAGUUUCUAAGGAAAAAGAAAGAGCAGGAUUUGAGGCAACAAUGUACAUCAAACAAAGCUAGCAGUUUCUGGUGGGAAACAUGUGCCAUAUUAACUCCUUUAACUGUUCUGCAUUGGAAGCCUCUGCUCAUGCCUGCAGCCUCAAAAGCAAUCUUCUCUUCCAUGUGUCCCCUUUUCUUAUCCUUUUUUCCUGCUUUCCUGACCCUGAGUGAUGCCUUCUCCUUUUCAAAAUUCCAUCCUCUCCAUAUUGAUGCUUUCCCUGAUCUCCCCUCAAGUUACAAAGCUAAUUGUAUACACUCCAUAGAAUGAGAUGGCAGAAUUCCAAAAUGACUUUUUAGAAUGCCCACCAACCUGCAUUUAAAAAUUCCCUGCAGCUAGUAAACUAGAACAUUAGGUUUAGAGUGGCCAUGUUUCUGAUGUGGUACUACUGAGUGUUCCCUGCAUGCAGAAAACUACCCUCUCCUUUCCUGUUGCCAGCCUGCAACCUAGGCCAGAAUUAUACCACUUUAGUCUAUCGCCUCAUUCUACAUAAUGUGUAGAUGAGCACUUAGGACACAGAUGACAUGUUAUGUGUAACUUCAUAAAGUGUAGCCAAUCAGGCUGAAGGGAGAUAAAAGUCCUGGACCUUAUGUCAAAUCUUUUUUUUUUCUCUCCCAUAAAUUAGGGGGAAAUCCGUUAUCUCUUCCCUCUGCUCCCAAAAGUGAGGAUAAAAGCAGCUUUGUUGGCAACUUUUGGUGAGAAAAUGGUCCGAGGAAAAGCUUGAUUACACCAUUUUUCCUUUUCGAAUUGUGGCCUCAACAAUAUAUAUAUUUAAAAGAUCAUGAAACACUUCUGCCCUGAAGUGCUAGUGCCUCUGUUGUUAUCAGAUGUUUUUCUUGUUAAGAUGCUGGGUGCAUGUGUUUGAAAUUCCAGAUCUGAGUAUGUUAGAGAGAAGGGAAGAUGAACAUCUACCUAAUCUCUUUCUAGCUGUCCACAAUAAUAUAUUACUUUAAAUGAUCUCAGGGAUUAUUUUGGUUUUUAAAGGAUAAGGCAUUACUAAACUAUCAAGAGACCAGCACUCCCUUUUCCAAGCAGCUCUGCAAAUCCAGAUUGUGACAUAUUUUUCAAGAUAUUCAUAAAGGAUAAGGGAGGGUUCUAGUAAAAAUCAUAGUGUUGUCCAGCAGGACUGCCAGGUGCAGACCGUGCAAAUAGUUGCACAGAAAAUUCUGCCAGAUGUGACCUUCUUCAUUAUAAACACUGAAGUGACAGUAAAGUGUCCUUGCUGGUAUUUCCCCUCUGAUCAACUCUAAAAGGAGUCCUCCAUGAAUCUGUACCUGGCAACCUUAAAUACAGUGUAUGGAUUUUUGCAUGUGGAGAGCACAGACAUAGGGCUUGUUCACAUGUAUGUACCCUGAUUACAGGCAGUUGAAUGUGUGUUUGCAGGGUGAUUUAGACCUCACAAACACUACAUUCACCAAUGCAAGUUAGGAUACACUUGUAAACCAGCCCCAUGUUAAUGCAAAAAAUAUAAUCCAUAUGUUGUGGUUUACUUCUGCCUAAUAAACUUCAAACUAUUUAGCUUUCAUUAUUUCUCCAAGAAAGAAAUUGCUUAUAGUUUUAUAAAUGUUGAUAAUACUUUGUGAAAGAUCCCUGGUCCAUUCAAAGGGAUGUGCAUCCUAGGAUUUGGGGCAGGGGAAAAUGCAUGACAAUUAACUACUUCUAUUUGCAAUGCAGAUGCCUUAAAAUCUCAUUUGUUUCCUUAGGCUUUGGCAGAGGGUGGAAAUGACAUAUUUUUAUACAUAUUGAUAAAUUAUUUUUUAAUGUGGGGUCAUAUUUAUGACUAAUGUGAGAAGGUUUCUUCAUUUUUAAAGAAUGUCUUUCUUUUGCUUGUAGCAAGGAUAAAUUUAGUUCUUCGAUUGUUGAGAGAACUGUGUAAAAUUAUAGAGCCUUGUGACAAAUACAUUGUGGCAUAAGCUUCCAUGAACUACAGCCUAUUUCAUUAAAUGUAGUUUAUUAGA